Molecule: messenger RNA, 1281 nt
Organism: Malassezia vespertilionis
Lineage: Eukaryota; Fungi; Basidiomycota; Malasseziomycetes; Malasseziales; Malasseziaceae
Gene: GPI18
Product: ER membrane glycoprotein subunit of the GPI transamidase complex-like protein
Exons: 1
Coding region: 1-1281 (426 amino acids)
Biological process (GO): GPI anchor biosynthetic process
Cellular component (GO): mannosyltransferase complex; endoplasmic reticulum membrane
Molecular function (GO): alpha-1,6-mannosyltransferase activity; GPI mannosyltransferase activity
Source: RefSeq, a predicted model, not a curated record
AUGCGGCCCUGGGCCUGGAUUCUGGGCGUCUCCGCAGCGUGGCGCGUGGUGUGUGUCCUGCUGCUUGUGCUGGCCGCACAGGUGCAGCAAGCGUUUGACACAUCCGGGUCAUUGGUGCUAUAUUCUCUUGGUGCUGAUGCGGAGCAUGCGGUAUGGGAGGCAUUUGCAGUGCCGUUUGUGCGCUGGGACACCGUCUAUUUUCUAGCCGCUAGUCAUCCGCAAGUGGGCUAUGCGUACGAGCAGAUGCUUGCGUUUCAGCCAGGACUUGUUGCAUUGCUGCGUACUUUAGGGUUUGUACCGCGCAUGCUUUAUGCCUCAACAGCAUGGAGUCCAACGGCAGCGGUGAUACUUGGCGCACUGCUGUCGAAUCUGCUUUCGUGGCUUGCACCGCUGUUAUUGUACACUGUGACGAUGCAACAGACGCAUUCUCAGCAGUUUGCACUUGUGAGUGCGUUGCUUUCGAUUUUUGCGCCUGCAAGUAGUGCCGCACUGUCCGCACCGACGCCCGAGUCGUUCUACUCCUUUUUUGCGUUGCUCGGCUUUGCGCUGCUGGGCACUCGCUCGUGCGCAUCCCUCAUUUUGGCAUCCUUCGCUUUUAUGGUGGCAACAUGCUUCCGCGCAAAUGGGGUGAUGCUUGCCGGGUUCAUUUUGUGGUACUGUGCUUGGGCCCACCCAGGCAGUGCUCGCCGAUUUUUUGUGCGACUAGUGACUGCGCUUCCGCUCAUGCUCGUGGUGAUGGGGCCAUUCAUUACAGGGCAAGCAUGGGCAUAUGCACGCCUAUGCACAUUGUCAGAAGCGCCGCCAUGGUGUGCCGCGAGGAUCCCUAUACCGUACAGCUGGAUUCAAUCGCACUACUGGAACGUCGGUUUUCUGCGCUACUGGACGCUGCAGCAGCUGCCAAACUUUUUGCUUGCAGUCCCAAUGCUUGUACUGGGUGCUGCUGGGUGUAUGCUCUACGUCCGCACUGUCAAGCUCAGACCGCUGCUGCGCUCUACAUUUACCCCCUGGAACCCGCGCGCUUUUUCUGCAGAUCCAUUUGGCCGAAUUGCCCCUGCAUUUGUAUACCACACGGCCAUACUGCUGGCAGUCCUUUUGUUUGCGAGCCAUGUGCAGAUUAUUCUGCGGCUUGCCACGCCCGGGGGCAUGCCAAUCUUGUGGUGGACCGGCGCCGCACUAUGGACAGCACCGCGUGCGUCAUGGCAUACUUGGCUUGUACGCUAUUUACUAAUUUAUAACCUGCUCGCAGGGAUCCUGUAUGCAGGUUUCUACCCACCCGCAUAG